Messenger RNA from Drosophila subpulchrella, 4160 nucleotides. RefSeq lists its product as uncharacterized. Gene Ontology annotation, molecular function: carnitine O-acetyltransferase activity. Gene Ontology annotation, cellular component: peroxisome. The transcript has 4 exons. The coding region runs from base 123 to 4079 and encodes 1318 amino acids. The record is from RefSeq and is a predicted model, not a curated record. NCBI's taxonomy places the organism in Eukaryota, Metazoa, Arthropoda, Insecta, Diptera, Drosophilidae. Gene Ontology annotation, biological process: carnitine metabolic process, CoA-linked.
GGCCUAACUUUCAGAUAUAUGUCUAAAAUCGAAGCUAUGUAUACCCCAUAAUAGACAGACCUCCAAAACACAGUCUCUUUCGGCCAUAUCCCAUUUAAAUUAGGCCUUGUUUGGACAGCAUCAUGAGGGUCCUUCUAGGCACCGAAGGCUUCCUGAAUGUCUGCAAGUACCGGGUACGAUGGUACUGCAAGGGGAAGUCAUAUCUGCCUCCAAAGGAACUCUACGAUAUGGCAAAGAAAGCCAUCGAAGACCACCAACAAACGAUUUCGGCACGCCUAAGGCCAGUUAAAGCUAAAAAAUCGGAUACUGCUGUUUUGGAAAUUUUUUGUCGGGCUAAUGCUUCUUCAUCAGCUAAGAACUCCGAUGAUGGUGGCAAGUCGAAAGAUGUUUUACACAAGCAUCCGAUACCUACUGUUGCCAGCAGCCAGAAAUUCAACAAAAAUCUGGAUUGCAUAAACCUUAUUGUGAACCAGAACAUCCAACCACAAUCUAAAAGCCAAUCAGAGCCACCUCAAAAAAAAUUGGAAACACUGGAAGUAUUUAGCUGUAAGAAUUGUUCUGCUAAUGGCUCUGUAAAGCCACGAGGCUUUUCAGAUAUGAUGAUUGUAAACUGUAAGGAUUGCAAUGGAGAUGAAAAUAUGCAAUCUUCAGGGUCAGUUCUGGGCACGGCGAUACCAACCCAACAAGGAAAUAAUGCCAAACAACCAAUCAACGUUAUAAAAGAAGUUCCGAAAUCUCCGUCAAAACCACUGGUUGAAAAAGCAAUGUCCUCAAAACAAGAUCCAAACGCAGAGCCUCCACAAAAACCCCAAGAAUCUCUAAGUCUUCCUCCUCUCGCCGAAAGGUUUGCCAUGCCGCAAAAAUUGGCUUUUCCAAUGGGAAGAAAUCCCUGUAUAGACGGGAAAAGAGACGAGAAAUCGAAGUGCCCCGCACCCAAGCCUAAGCCCAAAUCUUGUUCUUCACCCCAAGAAGGACCCAAAACCCCAGUUGAUGCGAAUGCCCCUGCAAGUACCGGACCACAAGGGACUAAAACGAAUGCACAAGUUAAAAUAAAUCCUCAGAAAUCGGAUGUAAGACCAUCAUCCCCAGAGAUGCCCAAAGAAAGCCCACAGCCAAAUAACCCUCAACCAGAGAAGUUACCACCAACUCCUAGUGUUGGAUUUUCCAUGCCGAUGGAUUCAGCUUUUCCUUCGGGAAGAAACCCCUGUACAGACGGUGAAAAGGAUGGAACGAAAUCCAAAUGUGCAGCAUCAAAACCUGAACCAAAGAAAAAAACAAAGGUGGACAGUUCUAUGAAAAAUGAAAAACUAAAGGCUUCUGGUAAUAAUGAUUGUAAGCAAGAAAAGAAAGAAGAAACUUGCCCAAGAGCAUCAUUAGUUCAAGAGGCAGCAACUGUUUCAAGCGGUUCUCCCAAGUCUAAGAUUGAACCACUGGCAAGUGUUGCACCUAAGGAAAAACCAACAAAAGAAAAAUCAUCGAGACAAGGUGCCGUCAAUCCAAAGAAAUCGCAGGUUAAGCGAGAAGGUCCUUCGGCUAAGGCCAAUGCCUCUCAAAAACCAGCUCAUAAGCAAAAAUCGAAAUCUACAGAAGAAAAGCUACCACCGCUGCCAUCUUCCAGUUUUUCAAUGCCGCUCUUGUCAGCUUUUCCAAUGGGGAGAAAUCCCUGCCGAGAUGGUCCAAGGGGAGCAUCAGGCAAGGAGUGCUCAAAACCUAAAGAUAAUCCCUGCGGUCAAACGAAAGUCAAACCAUGCCAGUCCGAAACAAAUUCCUGUGCUUCAAAAACGAAAACUUCUGGCGCCGGCAGCUGCUCUAGUAAAACUUCUCAGGAUAAAACGGCUUCAGCUGGCAUUGGCUCACUUCCUCCAAAAAAAGCAAAGCCAGAAGACUCCUUAAAAUCUGUCGAAUCUUCUACUUCACCACCGCCAAAAGCAUCUUCCAAGGAUGUUCCGCCUCCUCCGCCAGCUAAAAAAACUAAACAGUCUUCCGGAGUUUCAGUGGAUAAAGAAAUAAGUUCUUCCAAGGAUCCAAGCCCCCCAGCUGUAAAGACUCCAUCCCCACCGCUGCCACCACCGCCUGCUAAAGAAGUUAAGGAACCUUUGGGUUCUGCACCGGCUAAGGCUCCGCCUCAACCCCAAUCAACAAAGAAGAAAUGUGACGAAGUGAAAAGCGUUCCACCGGUCUGUGAUAAAACGAAGUCUGAACAGGGUCCAAAGAAAUGUUCGGAAUUGGGAAAAAAUCCAAAAAGCAGCGAGUCUAGUGAUCCGAAUGUGAAACCCAAACUAAAAAGGUUUCCGGCUCUUCCACUGAAACAAAGCCUCGCCAGCUAUAUCAGCAGUAUUGAACCCCUUCUCACCGAAGAGGAACUCAAGGAGGAGCAGAAGAUAACAAAGAAGUUCGGAGAGAACGAGGGCGCGGAUCUCCAGGAGCUGCUGGAGGAAGAAGCCGAACGUUGCAACAACUGGCUGACUCCGAGGUGGACUCGUUCCGCCUACUUAACCUAUCAGGCCCCACUGACCGUCUUCUCCAGUCCGGGUCUCUCCUUCCCCAUCCAAGAGUUCGCAGAACCCGACGAUUUUCUUAACUUUACUGCCAAGGCGAUAUAUGCCAUUUGCGAAUUCAAAAAGCUGGUGGACCAGGACAAAAUUCCAGUGGUCAAGAUGGGCAAAAAUAAUCUGGACAACAGCCAGUUCUGCAAAAUCUUCGGGACGGUUCGCAAACCUGGACGAUUUUGCGACACCAUCGAGCAGUACAGUGAUUCCGAUUAUGUUGUGGUGGUCUACAAUAACAAUUAUUACAAGUUGCCCCUUUACUCCGAAAGUGGACAACUAUUGCAUGUUCACAGCCUGAGAGAUGCACUGGAGAAGAUUCACAACUGUCCCAUAGACAAGGGCGAACCCUUCGGCCUGCUGACCCACGACAAUAGAAGCAACUGGGCAGAGGCCUAUACGGCACUUUGUUGUCCGCAUGGAAACGCAGACUCUGUGGAGACUAUCGAGCAAUCCCUGUUCUUGGUCUGCCUGGACAAGUGUGUGCCGAUUCCCAAGGGUAAGGAGAGGAUUGUGCAGGCCCACCAGCUCCUCCACGGCGGCGGACUGCUCCAGAACAGCGCCAAUCGUUGGAUGGACAAGACAAUCCAGUUGAUAGUAAACCCGAAUGGAUUGACUGGGUUCUGCUACGAACACUCUCCCGCCGACUGCCAGCCACUGGCCAUGCUGAUGGACUUUGUGCAGCAGAAAGUGAACGAGGAGAACUACGGUUGCGAUAGCUGUGGCUCUGACAAGGACAUCUCGUUCACCCUGCUGAAAUUUCAGCCUGUGAACGAGUGCAUCAAUUUGUGGAUGUGUCAGGCUAUGCGCAAUAUCCAAAAGAUAGCCAGUCAGCUGCAGAUGAACGUGUUCCAAUUCGAGUGCCACGGAAAGUGCUUCAUCAAGGCACAGGGCCUGAAUCCGGACAGCUACAUCCAGAUGGCCCUGAGUCUGGCCUACUACUCCAUGCACAAGAAAAUACCCGCUCAGUACGAGUCGGCUCACCUGAGAAUUUUCUGCGAAGGUCGCACCGAAGCCAUACGAUCCACCUCCAACGAGUCGAAGGCCUUUGUCCUGGCCAUGGAGUCAAAAACUGCUUCCAGCAACGAGAAACUGGCAGCCCUGCAAAAGGCGGUGGAUGCCCACGAGAAACUUAUAAAGGAAGCUAUCAGUGGACAGGGCAUCGAUCGCCACCUCUUUGGCCUCCAACAGAUGGCCCUGGAGAACGAACUACCACUGCCGGAAUUUUUCCUGUCAACGGGAUUUGUAAGAUCGGUAACGUUUCAGCUCUUCACCUCUCAGGUGGCCACAUCGCAUGCGGGCUUCAUGGCAUUCGGACCCCUUAUAUCCGACGGAUACGGGGUCUGCUACAAUCCCCAGGAAGAUAAGAUAAUCUUCGCCAUAUCCGCUUGGAAGACCUGUCCAGAAAUAAGCCCGGUUAAGUAUGGUAAGGCCAUCAAAGGCUCGCUGAACGCCAUGAGAAGACUUGUUCUGGCCACAGGAGGCGAUUGUGUGGGCCAAAAUCCGUGCAAAUGCGAGAAAACUCUGUUCUAAAAGGCAAUCUUAAGCCAAACCCUCAUGUGUUUCGUUUCAUGACAAGGCAAAUACACACUCGUUAUAUUUUAGAUGCAUUAA